AUGUCCCUCCUCCUCCCUCGAGCAUCGUCUUCCCUCCGAUGCUCCAUCCGAUCCCUAUCAACCACAUCCCUUCGUCUCAAUGACCAAAAAAUCAAAGUCCCCAUCACCUUGAUCGCCUCCUUGCGAAAGGAAUUUCCCGUCCCCCUCGCCCAAGCUAGAGAAGCCUUGGAAAAAUCCAACCUAGAUCUCAAAAGCGCUUUGGACUAUCUGAGAAAUUCCAGUGCAUCUUCCGAUAAUGCCGAGAAGAAAGCAGCGAAAGUAUCAGGUCGAUCAACGGACGAAGGUGUCAUCUCAAUCUCGCUUUUGGGCGGUAAAAGAGUAGGAAUGAUUCAUCUAGGAUGUGAGACUGAUUUUGUAGCUAGAAAUCAAGUUUUCCUCAAGACUGCUAAAGACAUAUCUGAAACUACGGCAUUCUUAGAUGUCCCAUCAGAAGAUGAUCAUCCCCAUCCAGUUGAAAUCGAUUUAAACAAAAAAUCAGAUCCGAUCUUAAAUUUCCCUACCGAGUCAUUACUUUCCGCUCCUUUGAUAUCCCUACCCUCAGAUCCCACCUCAAACGACAACGGUAGUUCCAAUAGCAAUACUUCCUCGCAUCCUAUAUCCAGUUCAUCCGAAGCUCAAACGAUCAAACAGAGUUUACUCUCCUCGCUAACUCAGACAGGUGAGAACCUGAAACUUCUCCGAGCCACAAGUUUCGCUGCUCCCUUCCCUUCCAAACCUGAAAUCCGAUUCGUACCUUCCGGUUACGCCCAUGGCGGAUCCAACGAUAAACAGGGUAAAGUCGGUGGAAUAGUCGUAUUAGCUGUUGAAUCGAUAGAUCAGGAAAAACCAAUAGCAACGUUGAUACAUGGACCCAAUGGUGAUAAGUUAGAAACAGAUUUGAACGAAUUGGCAAGAACCGUCUCGAGACAAGUUGUAGGAUUCCCAACGAAAAUUAUAGAAAAGCAAGAUAGACCAUUUGAGAAUGAUGAAAUCCUAUACGAGCAACCGUUCAUGAUGAAGGGCGAUUCGAGAUCGGUCAAGGAGGUUUUACAAGAAUGGGGAAAUGAAAGGGGUGUUAGAGUCAGAGUAGUGGGAAUGAGGAGAUGGUCAGUAGGUGAUGAGCUGGAUCAGCCGGCGGUCGAUGGUGCGGAUAGUACGGCUUAG
Molecule: messenger RNA, 1143 nt
Organism: Kwoniella botswanensis
Lineage: Eukaryota; Fungi; Basidiomycota; Tremellomycetes; Tremellales; Cryptococcaceae
Exons: 1
Coding region: 1-1143 (380 amino acids)
Biological process (GO): mitochondrial translational elongation
Cellular component (GO): mitochondrial matrix
Molecular function (GO): protein binding; translation elongation factor activity
Source: RefSeq, a predicted model, not a curated record